AUGAACCGGUGGCUGCUCUUCCAGACCUUCUUGUUGGCUCGCCAGGCGACUUCUCUACCUGACAUUUGUUCUCCGUCAGACACCAUGCGCGCUAAUCUCUCGACUCUGUUGCUUCCCAGUCUCUUCUCAGGACUGGGCGUUUGCGCAAAAGAUGACUUUUCCGCAAAGUGUGCUGCGCUCAAGACGUCGCUGAAGCUGCCCAACACCACCGUUUGGUUCACGGAGCACGUCGCAGCAGGAGGCAACAUCACUUUCCCCGACAACCACCCCACAUGUACCCCCAAGAGCCAGGUCGUUGAUGUCGAGCUCUGUCGUGUGGCUAUGUUUGUCAAGACUGGCCCUGCGUCUAACCUCACCGUUGAGGCUUGGCUUCCUUCCAACUGGACUGGUCGGUUCAUGAGCACUGGAAACGGUGGCAUGGCCGGAUGUAUCCAGUACGGCGAUGUAGCAUACGGCGCCAACUAUGGAUUCGCAACUAUCGGAACUAAUAAUGGACAUAAUUCGACUUCAGCCGUUGCUAUGUUCCAUAACUCUGGCGUUGUGGAGGAUUACGUCUACCGCUCGGUGCACACGGGCGUUGUUCUCGGAAAGCAGAUUGCCAAGAAGUUCUACGGCAAGAAGCACACCAAGUCUUAUUAUCUGGGCUGCUCAACUGGUGGACGUCAAGGAUGGAAGGAGGCGCAAGACUUCCCUGAUGAUUUCGACGGUAUUGUGGCGGGUGCCCCGGCCAUGCGCUUCAACGGCCUCCAGUCGCGCUCUGGCAGUUUCUGGGGUAUCACUGGUCCUCCUGGAGCUCCCACUCAUCUCAGCCCUACCGAGUGGAAUAUGGUUCACAAAAAUGUCCUCACUCAAUGCGACGAGAAGCUGGACGGUGUCAAGGACGGCGUGGUUGAGGAUCCCAACCUUUGCGAAUAUCGCCCCGAGGCUCUCAUCUGCAGCAAGGGCGAGACCAAGGACUGCUUGACUGGAACUCAGAUUGAGACUGUUCGAAAGGUCUUCUCGCCUCUCUACGGAAACAACGGUACUUACAUCUACCCUCGCAUUCCCCCUGGUGCAUCAGCUGGCUUUGGCUUCGCCAUUGGCGAGCAGCCUUUCCCUUACUCUACUGAAUGGUUCCAAUACGUCAUCUGGGAGGAUGCCAAAUGGAGCCCCGACACUAUUGGACCCAACGAUUACGAGAAGGCUACCGAGGUCAACCCCUUCAACGUCGAGACCUGGGAGGGAGAUCUGUCCAAGUUCCAGAAGCGUGGAUCCAAGAUCAUCCACUGGCAUGGUCUCCAGGACGGCCUCAUCAGCUCCGACAACUCAAUGGACUACUACAACCACGUGUCACGAACAAUGGGUCUCGACAACACCGAGCUGGAUAAGUUCUACAGAUACUUCCGCGUGAGCGGCUGCGGCCACUGCGGAACUGGAGACGGAGCUGCUCGCAUUGGAAACAACCUGUCAAACCUGGGCGGUAAGACUGCAGACAACAACGUUCUCUUGGCGAUUAUCAAAUGGGUCGAGGAGGGUGUUGCGCCAGAGACUAUCACUGGACAACGCUUUGUUAACGGUGCUUCCACCGGCAAGGUUGAGGUCGAGAGAAAGCACUGCAGAUACCCUUACCGAAAUGUCUGGGACCGCAAGGGCGAUUGGAAGAAGGCAGAUAGUUGGAAGUGCCAGUGA
Messenger RNA from Fusarium sp. VM40, 1668 nucleotides. Lineage: Eukaryota; Fungi; Ascomycota; Sordariomycetes; Hypocreales; Nectriaceae. The record is from the annotation of a GenBank genome assembly.